UGUCGAACAAUGCAAAGCACAUCAAUCACAAAUUACAUAAAAACAAGUACACAAAAAAGAAGAAAUAGAAACAAAGAAAGGUGAGGUAAAAUGGCAGCACCAGUAAUUAUCUGUCUUAAAUCUGAUUACAACAACAAAUAUUUGCGGUAUCGUUAUGAAGAUGUUCAAACACAUGGCCUUCUCCAGUUUUCUGCUGAUAAGGUUAUGGAUCCAUAUGCUCAAUUUGAGGUGGAGAACUCAAAGACUUUUGAUGGUCUUGUCCAUCUUAAAUGUCGCUACAAUAACAAGUAUCUAGUUAGAUGGUCUCCAAAUCAUUAUUGGAUCACUGCAUCGGCUAACAAAAUUGACGAAAACAAAAGCAGCUGGACUUGUACAUUGUUCGAACCUAGUUACAUUGGUGAUCGUGAAAACCAAAAAAUGCGACUAUUGCAUGUUCAACUUGGUCAUUAUGCAUGCUUAUGGAGGAUAGGUGCCCCCUUCGACUCUUGCUUAUUUGCAGGAUCAAAGGACAUUGAUAAAGACUCAUGUGAUGUUUUCACCUUGGUAUAUGGAGAAUCUCUAUAUAAAAUUCCCAAACAACUGGCAUUUAAAGGUGAUAAUGGGAAAUAUUUAGGCACAUUUGUGAAAAAUGGUGUUUCAUAUUUACAAUUUUCAUACACCAAUCUUAAUGAUCCUAUGGUAGCACAUGAGGCUUUCGUAACUCCUGAUGGCACAGUUUGCAUAAAAUCUAAUCACAAUGGCAAAUUUUGGAGGCUUGGAGAUGGUGAUUGGAUUUUGGUUGAUGCAGAGGAUCCUCGAGGUAAUAGUAAUGCAGCUGCCAUGUUUAGGCUUAAUGUGCUUGAUAUCAAUCGCAUAGCUCUCCUCAACAUGUCCAAAACUUGGUUUAUUAAAAGACUUACUGCCCAGAGUUUAGAGAGUUGCAUGAAUGCUGGAAUUCAAAAUCUUGACAAAUAUGGAAUAUUGGAGGUUAUAGACUUGGGACUUGUGUCCAAUAAUAAGUGAAGUUACAGUCAGUUCGACAAUUUGUUGUUGUUUUAAGUGUGCUUACUGCUUAGCAUGUUUGCUUUAAUUUUUCCUUGUUGGUAUGUUUUGUGUGUGUGUAAUGGAAGGAAUAAUAUGUUACAAGAUCUAAUAAAUGUAACCUUUUCUAA
Messenger RNA from Beta vulgaris subsp. vulgaris (sugar beet), 1151 nucleotides. RefSeq lists its product as hypothetical. The record is from RefSeq and is a predicted model, not a curated record. Bases 91 to 1002 code for a protein of 303 amino acids. NCBI's taxonomy places the organism in Eukaryota, Viridiplantae, Streptophyta, Magnoliopsida, Caryophyllales, Amaranthaceae. The transcript has 3 exons.